Molecule: messenger RNA, 2348 nt
Organism: Salvelinus fontinalis (brook trout)
Lineage: Eukaryota; Metazoa; Chordata; Actinopteri; Salmoniformes; Salmonidae
Product: splicing factor ESS-2 homolog
Exons: 10
Coding region: 296-1723 (475 amino acids)
Cellular component (GO): catalytic step 2 spliceosome
Source: RefSeq, a predicted model, not a curated record
UCGAAGAAGAAGAAUUUCGGAUGAAGUCACGCAGUCGAGUUGUGUACGUUGUUCGCAUGAGGUUCCUUGAUUAGCAAAACAUUAGCUAAGAACUCUUGAUAGUUUUACUACGUGAAUUAAAGUAAGGUAUUCACAGACGUCUAUUUUCAGGUGCUCUUUAGAGUUUAUAACGGGAUUUGUUUUAUAAUCCGUGUUUUUCCAGCGAGGUUUGGUCUAAUUUAGCUAGCUGACGUUUGCUAACAAACAGAAGCCAAGGCCCCCAGAGCAUUUCUCUAGCUUCUAGUAGCCACCAACAAUGGAAGGAUUUGGAAAGGCGCUGAUGUCUGGAACCCUUGUCCCAGCUAAUCCUGUAACAACAGUUGCUCUUCGACAGCCACCCGAGGAAACAAAGAAAACAAAUCGAAAGGUGCUCGAUGAAGAGAACUACAUAGAGAAUUUAGAGAAGAUCAUCCAGAGGGACUUUUUUCCAGAUGUGACAAAGUUACAAGCGCAGAAGGACUACCUUGAAGCUGAGGAAAAUGGGGAUCUUGGGAAGAUGAGGGAGAUAUCCAUUAAAUAUGGGUCAUCUGUAGCCAAGUCCACACCACUCUCCAAUGCCCCAUAUGUUACUCCAGCUUCUUUUGAGACGCCAGAGGGUCGUCCUGGAUCGCCCUCUUCUGUACUGGGCAAAACCAAGAAAGGAGCAGACGGUGUGAAUAAGGAAGGAGAUGAGGAGGAGAAAGAGCUGCCAUGUCUUGAUCGUUUCCUGGCUAAGAACACAAGUGAGGAUAAUGCAUCCUUUGAGCAGAUCAUGGAUCUAGCAGAAGACAAGGAGAAGUUGAGGCAUUCGUGGUUAUAUGAGGCGGAGGCUGAAUUUAAACAGCGGCAUGAAGAAAACCUUGCCCUGCCGUCAUCAGAGAAGCAAGCCCUUGAGUGUGUAAAGGCAGGACUAGAGACCUGGGAGUACAAAGCAAAGAAUGCCCUUAUGUACUAUCCAGAGGGUGUCAAGGAUGAUGACACCCUCUUCAAGAAGCCGAGGGAGGUGAUUCACAAGAACACUCGUUUUGUGGGAGACCCCUUCAGCAAAGCCCUUAACAAAUGCCAGCUUCAGCAGGCUGCAGCCCUCAAUGCACAGUUCAAACAGGGUAAAGUAGGCCCAGAUGGCAAAGAGCUUAAUGCCCAGGAUUCCCCGAAUGUUAACGGAUAUGGGUUUGAAGGAACUCCCUGCCCUUCCCCAGGUAUGGCUGAGUCCCCCCUGAUGACCUGGGGAGAGAUAGAGAGCACCCCCUUUCGCUUGGAUGGGUCUGACUCACCGUUUCAAGAGCGGAAUAUUGGCCCAUCGUUCAAGAUUCCAGAACCAGGAAGAAGAGAGCGGUUGGGUUUGAAAAUGGCCAAUGAGGCUGCAGCCAAAAACCGGGCAAAGAAGAAAGAAGCAUUGCGAAAGGUCACAGAAAAUCUUGCAAGUCUCACACCAAAAGGCCUGAGCCCAGCAUUGACCCCUGCCCUUCAGAGGCUUGUAAACCGGACCUCCAGCAAAUACACAGAUAAAGCUCUAAGGGCAAGCUACACCCCAUCUCCCACACACAGAGGAGCAGGCUCCAAAACCCCCCUGGGUGGUCCAGCCACUCCCUCAGGCACUCCAACACCAAGCAAAGCCAGGACCCCUGCCUCCCAGGACCCAGCGUCCAUCACAGACGACCUACUGCAGCUCCCAAAGAGGAGGAAAGCCUCUGACUUCUUCUGACCGUGGUGAAGCAAAAUUGAGAAAGAACAGUUAUCUUGAGGAAGUGAACUCAAGCAAAUUACUGGCCAUGGGGUGUUUCUCUCUACCCCACCCCAUGCCCUCCCUUUGGAUUUUAUGGACUUGACUUUUAUGACUGGAAUAGUCUGUGCACAAAGGGCAAAGAGUUGAAAUGCAAACUCUGAAUUCAAGGAUAGUUGCAAAGCUCAGGUCAUUACUGUUCUUAGGGUGUUGGAAAGAAAGGCAUAGCAUGUACUGUGUUAGAAACCUUCCAAGACUGGAUUACUGAAAUCUGUGGGUUCUAGAGAGAUCCAUAAUUGUACAUAGACUAAAAUGAUUAGAAUUUUAGUGAAUGUUACGAUGAGGCUUCAUUGAUUUUUGUAAAUAUAAUGUUCAUGUAAGCCUCUAUUUUGUAUGCCUCUUUCUGCAAUAUAAUGUCUUCAACCUAAAAAAAAAUGCCUUCGAGUGAUUUGUUUGUAAACGUGAAAUGUUGACACUCACCUUUUAUCAUAGCAGACUCAACAUCUGAAGAAAUGUAACUCAGUCUAUAUGGUUAAUCUUAACAAAGAUGUAUGCUUCAUUUAUUUGUAACUAAUUUGGUGGAAUAAAUCCAGCAUUUCAACAUGAA